This is a messenger RNA of Mucor mucedo, 336 nucleotides long. RefSeq lists its product as uncharacterized. The record is from RefSeq and is a predicted model, not a curated record. NCBI's taxonomy places the organism in Eukaryota, Fungi, Mucoromycota, Mucoromycetes, Mucorales, Mucoraceae. Bases 1 to 336 code for a protein of 111 amino acids. The transcript is spliced from 2 exons.
AUGCGGAAGAAACCCGCAACACUAGGUGGUAAAAACACGCAACAUGUAGCAAAAACCCGCAACAUUGGGUGGUAUAAUUUUGGAGUUUUACCACCUGAGGUGGUAAUUUUACUACAAUUCCGCAACAUUAGGUGUCCGCCACUGUGUAAGGUGGCGUACGAAAAUGUGUCUACAGAAACCGAAACGUACGAAGGCAAAUCUAAGGAUUGCGAUCAUGAACACAAAAUUGUUCUGUCCGCAGAGGAAACACAAGUUAUGCUUGUAGAUGACAAAUUCCAGGAUCAGAACAUGGAUCAUGAAGAAAAAUGUUUGACCCAGGAAAAAAAGAUGAGAUGA